This is a messenger RNA of Cherax quadricarinatus, 5727 nucleotides long. The record is from RefSeq and is a predicted model, not a curated record. NCBI's taxonomy places the organism in Eukaryota, Metazoa, Arthropoda, Malacostraca, Decapoda, Parastacidae.
AUGGCUCCACAACAAGACAAGACAUCAACGGAAGCAUCAACUGCUGUGACACUGACCAUCAAUGACCACACAUACACAGUGGGACCCGAGGUACCAUCUGGGACCCGACUAGUGGACUUACGACACAAGAUUCAGCUUGUGGGGACCAAGACUCUUUGUCGUGAGGGAGGCUGUGGUUUGUGUACUGUCGUGGCCACCGUACCUGACCAUGAAACUCCUGGUCGAACUAAAACCAUCAGUGUCCAGGCCUGCCAGGCACUGCUGUACUCGUGCCAUGGAUGGUCCAUCAGUACCAUAGAGCACCUGGGUUCUAGGUACGAUGGGUACCACCAGCUACAGAAAGCUCUACACGGCUUCUAUGGUACACAGUGUGGAUACUGCUCUCCUGGGAUGAUCAUGACUAUGUAUGGACAGAUGUCCACCAGUGGGACGCUGACAGCUGCACAGGUGGAGAAGUCCCUGGACGGAAACAUCUGUCGGUGUACUGGUUAUAGGCCUAUACUGGAUGCCUUCAAGUCCUUGGCUGUAGACGGUGACCCGGCCUUGAAGGAGAGACUUACUGACAUUGAGGAAGCAUACAAAGAUGGCUGCCACAAGACAGGAGAAUGCAAGGGUAAGUGUGGAAGGAAGCAGCCUGGAGGGAUGUGCACUCACAGCAGUAAACUCGCCACCAGGCCAGCCUUGGUCCCUGUCCUCAAUGGUCCAUUCCUGACUGUAGACUCGGUCCGCUGGUACCAUCCAGUCACUUUACAAGGGAUCUACAAUGCUUUGCAGACACUGGGGAAGAAUGAGAAGUUCAGGCUAGUGGUUGGCAACACUGGACAAGGUGUGUUCAAGAAUGACGGACCGUACACUGCGUACAUAGCGACCAGCGGCGUCAAGGAACUGUACACCGUGAACAACCAGUCACCCCUUGAACUGGGAGCCAACGUCAGUCUGACCAGAGCGAUAGAAGUAUUCCAGCACCUGGCGACUAGUGACCCUGGUUACUUGUACCUUAAAACCCUGGCUGACCACUGGCAGGUGGUGGCUAAUGUAUCAGUCAGGAAUGCUGGUUGUUGGGCUGGUAAUCUGAUGAUGAAACACACUCAUCCUGGAUUCCAGUCAGACAUAUUCCUCACCUUGCUGGCUGCUGAUGCUGAACUAACCAUUGGCGACUCCAGUGAUGCUUCCAUCACUCAUGUGAACCUGGAACAGUUCCUCAAGACUGAUAUGUCAAGGAAAGUUAUACUUUCCAUCUCUCUGCCACCUGCAACUGCGAACACCAAGCUACGGACCUUCAAGAUCACACCGAGGGCUGUCAAUGCACAUGCAUACGUCAAUGCUUGUUUUAAGAUGGAAUUGAAUGCUGGAGAUGGCUUCAAGGUCCUCACGAAACCCACUCUCUUAUUGGGAGGAAUUAACCCCCAGUUUAUACAUGCUGCCAAGACUGAGAAUUUCUUGCUUAACAAGAAAGUGAGUGAUGUUAAGACACUGUUGGAUGCUGCUAAGAUUAUGGAGAGGGAGAUAAUACCAGACAGCCAUCCACAAGAUGCUUCGCCAGAGUACCGCAAGUCUCUAGCCGUCUCUCUGUUCUAUAAGACAGUGGUGGGGUUCCUGGGUGAGAAAGUCAGUCCCAGGUUCCAGAGUGCCGGACCCAACAUUGUACGACCACUUUCAUCUGGUCGACAGAGUUUUGAUAUGAACCAGGAGACCUGGCCAGUAGGUGAACCUGUACCGAAGCUGGAGUCAGCAAUACAGAUAUCAGAUCGCACAGCAGCAAGUAAUUUCCCUGCUGAAUUGCAGGAAAUUUUUUGUGAGGGUUUGACUGAGCCAUGGAAAGUGUUUAAUGCUGAUGAGACAAGUGUGCACAAAGAUGUUAACAAAACUUGCAUCAGUCAGCAAGAGAAAAGUGCUCCAGGAUUCAAGGUGCAGGAAAUAGUUCAGCUGGCAAGAUUAUUACCAGGUGAUGGCUUUGAAGAUGUGAAGGAAGAUGUGAAUGAUCUCUUAGAAGAUGAUGAAGACAAGUCCAGAGGAAAUCUACGGACCUUCAAGAUCACACCGAGGGCUGUCAAUGCACAUGCAUACGUCAAUGCUUGUUUUAAGAUGGAAUUGAAUGCUGGAGAUGGCUUCAAGGUCCUCACGAAACCCACUCUCUUAUUGGGAGGAAUUAAUCCCCAGUUUAUACAUGCUGCCAAGACUGAGAAUUUCUUGCUUAACAAGAAAGUGAGUGAUGUUAAGACACUGUUGGAUGCUGCUAAGAUUAUGGAGAGGGAGAUAAUACCAGACAGCCAUCCACAAGAUGCUUCGCCAGAGUACCGCAAGUCUCUAGCCGUCUCUCUGUUCUAUAAGACAGUGGUGGGGUUCCUGGGUGAGAAAGUCAGUCCCAGGUUCCAGAGUGCCGGACCCAACAUUGUACGACCACUUUCAUCUGGUCGACAGAGUUUUGAUAUGAACCAGGAGACCUGGCCAAGGUGGAAUGUGUGGAUGACUUUCGUGAGAAUGAAUGCGUCAGACAAUCCAGGCCAACUAACAGUUUCGUUUGUGAAGGCUGGGCCUUUCCCUGACCCGAUUUUCGUGCAAGAUCGUGUUAAAUAUGCAGGUCAGCCUAUAGGCCUAGUGGUGGCCAAGGAUCGUGACACUGCUUAUCAUGCCGCUAAACUUGUCAUAGUCGAGUAUGAGGAUGUGAAGAAACCAAUAUUGACCAUUAAAGAUGCUCUCAAGGCUGGCAAGAAACACACAUCCAUGAACUUCAUCACAAACACCAGAGAACCAUACACACUAGGCAAUGCUGAAGAAGCAUUGAAGACAGCUGCCCACACACUGACAGGAGAGCUGUCUCAAGGUUCUCAGUACCACUUCAACAUGGAGCCUCACUCUGCCCGGGUAGUGCCUACUGAGGACGGGUAUGAUGUCUACAGCACCACUCAGUGGCCAACUGAAACACAGGCCACUACUGCCCAGGUCCUAGGAAUAGCAACCAAUAGCAUCAAUGUGUCUGUACGGCGUAUUGGGGGUGGCUAUGGUUCCAAGAUCAGCAGACAACAUAUUGUAUCAACAGCAGCAGCAGUGGCAGCCAGGAAGGUGAAGCAGCCAGUACGUGUAGUGACUGACCUCACUACUAACAUGACCUACGCUGGCUGGCGUGAACCCUUCCUCUCAAAGUACGAGGUCGGAUUUGAUGGUAAUGGGAAAAUCGAAGGAGCCAAGAUAGAGUUGAUCGCCGACACCGGACACGUCUCUAACGAGUCCGCUGUCAGCUUCCUAUUUGGUGCCGUCCAGAAUGCGUAUUAUAUUCCCAACCUGACUUUCACUCCAUCCAUGGUGAACACUGACACUGCUGCCAACACCUACUGUAGAACACCAGGUCACGUUGAGGCAGUGGCGACCAUUGAGAACAUAAUGGAACACAUUGCCAGCUACCUCAAGGUGGACAAGAUGCAGGUACGACUGAACAACAUGGUCGCUCCCGGCGUACCUCGCAUGUUUGUUCCGCCGCACCAGAAGAAUGUUGUUAAGGAUGAAAUUCUUCCACUGCUGACGACUCAGGCAUCCAUUGUUCAGCGACAACGAGAAGUGGACGACUUCAACAAGUCAAGGACUUACUGUAUUUCUUUCCACAGAAAAAACAAAUGGAAGAAGCGAGGACUUUCCAUCCUGCCAAUGUGGUACGGCUUCGACUACCCUUCAAUGUUCCGCUACGGUAUCCAGGUUACCAUAUAUGAGCACGAUGGUACCGUGGCCAUCUCUCACGGUGGUAUAGAGAUGGGACAAGGUAUCAAUACUAAGGUGGCACAGGUGGCAGCCUAUGUGCUUGGCAUACCUCUGGAAAACAUCGUGGUCAAGGCUUCCGACACCAUGGUGGGUGCCAACUCCAUGGUCACUGGCGGCUCCUUUGGCACUGACCUCUGUGCUCAUGGAGUGAGGGUCGCCUGUACAUCACUGCGUCAACGACUGGACGUAGUGAAGGAGAAGAUGAAGAAGGAAACAGGGAAAGACCCAACAUGGUUACAGUUAGUGAAGAAGUGUCAUGCUGAAGAUGUGGACUUGUCUCAACGUUACUGGACUGCCGGUAAGGAACAUCCUGAGCGCUACGACAUCUGGGGAGCUGCGGCCCUGGAGCUAGAAAUUGAUGUUCUAACUGGCGUCUUUGUGAUCCGACGAGCGGACAUUAUAGAGGACUCAGGUCGGAGCAUGAGUCCGUAUAUUGAUAUUGGCCAAGUUGAAGGAGCUUUUAUCAUGGGUAUUGGAUUCUAUACCUCAGAGAUGGUCAAAUAUGAUCCUAACACAGGCCAGAAGCUCUCUAAUGGUACCUGGGAAUACAAGCCUCCUAUGGCCCUGGAUAUUCCUGCAGACUUCAGAAUUACACUUCUACCCAAUGCUAAGAAUCCUUAUGGUGUUCUUGGUUCUAAAGCUACUGGGGAGCCUCCGUUAUGUCUGUCUUAUGCUGUGGUGACAGCGCUGCGCCAGGCCAUCACAGCCUUCAGACAGGAGAACGGUGACAGCUCCUGGUUCCAGAUGGACACUCCCAUCACAGUGGAGAAAGUUCAUCAGUGGUGUGGUGUGAAACACUUCCCAGUUCCAGCUUUAUGAAUAAUUGUAGAUCACCAUCACAGUGGAGUGUUCAUCAGUGGAGUGUUCAACAGUUCACCUGCACUAUUAACCUGGAAAAAUUAAACCUAGUGUUAUAUAACCUUAAUCACAAAUAAUUUUCCAUUUACACAGUUCAUUUUAGCUAUUAAUACUACAUAUAAAAGGAAAAUUUCAACACUGGCCAUAUCCCACUGAGGCAGGGUGAUCUAAAAAGAAAAACGUAAGUUUUUUCUUUUUAAAUUUAGUAAUUUAUACAGGAGAAGAGGUUACUAGCCCCUUGUUUCAGACAAUUAUAUAAUAUACACCUACCAUCCAACUUACGACCUGCUCGACUUACGACCACCUGACUUACGAUCAUGUUUUUUAUGCCAAAUUUCUGGGAAAUAAACAACUAUUUGUGUUGUACACAGCCUUUAUCCUAAACCUUACAGUAUAAAAUACAGUACUAACAACAUAAAAAGUAAAGUAAAACAUGAAAUACCAAAAUAAAACAAAAUAGUCAUUGUUAUGGGGAUAUAGGACCCAACAUGUAUUUAUAAGUAACAGUUACUAUAAUAAUACCUAAUUAUAUUGAAUUGAUGGGGACUUUGCUCUAAAUGUCAGAAGGACUGAUCAACCUUAUGACUGAGAGGCAGCUGGGUCAAACCUAUUUUUCUCAAUAUAAUAGGUUAUACUAUAGACACAUAAACACACAAUUUAAAUAAGUAGUUUAUAAAGUUGUAUUUCUUUUUGUAAAAGUAAAAUUAAGGUGUGGUAGAAUUGUGGUAACUGGAGAAUUGUGCUUGGCAACAGUCUUUUGUUUUGGUGGGAGGAGCUUAGCCAGUCUCCCUCUCUCUCCCUCUCACUGACUCUCUCUCUCUGUGGCUGACCUUCAACCUGGCAGGAUCUCUGGGUCCUUCUCCUAUCUUUUGGGGCAUCAUGUGUGCUCCAGGGGUGAGUUUUUAUAAUUUAAGUUUUGGCCACCAUACCCAGGGUGACUAAAGUGUGUCAAAACACUGGUUAGCCCAGAGUUAUGUCAGGAAGAGUGAAGGACAAGAGUUGUUGCAACACACCAUGUGGAGCACAGGCAUGGAGUGUGUAGAUUUUGUUUUGAAAAUGGAGGCUGUGAUUGUAUAUUCUGUACAUAUCUAUUGAGAAUACAGUUAUAUUUUUAUA